AUGGGGACCAGUUCACCCGAAUCCUUUCUAGACGCAGUGUAUCGUCUCGCCGCAACCUACACCAGUCGAGGUUCAACCACAGAGGCGACUCAGCUUCGCGAUGUGGCCGACACGGCCAAAGAAAAGGCCGCAGCAGGUGGGGCAGGGGGGGCUGCGGUCCUGGAGGAUCUCGGUGCCUUGGUCAAGACAUAUCUGGAAAGCGCCCGGUGGAAUAUUGCGAUAGACCUCGGAGUACUCGUGCUCAAUGCGCGAAAAGCCCUUCUCGGAGAGAAAGAUCCUUCGACUUUGACGGCAAUGAGUAACCUGGCCUCCGCGUACUGGGGCCAAGGGCGCUGGAAAGAGGCUGCGAAUAUCGGUCAUCGGGUGACGGAUCUGAGGCGCCGUACUCUCGGUGAUGAGCAUCCGCAGACACUGACUUCUAUGUCGAAUCUUGCUUCAACGUACAGUCGACAGGGUCAAUGGAGGGACGCGGAAAUAUUGCAGGUUAAGGUUCUUGAGGUACGAGUGAAAACACUCGGAAGGGACCACCCUUCGACGAUGACGUCGAUGGGUAAUCUCGCAGUCACCUAUGGGAACCUUGGUCGUUACGCCGAUGAAGAAAAACUAGAACGGCAUUUAAUCGAGCUCGGUGAAGCGAAGCUCGGUGCGAUGGAUGGUUCCGUCCUCACAUGGAAGUCAAAUUUGGCAGAAACAUACCGUGAGCAGGGUCGGCUGGAGAGUGCGAACAGACUGCAUCUAUUGGUUUUCAAUGCUAGGAAAGACACCCUCGGAAUACAGCACCCACUCACAUUGACGUCGAUGGCCAACUUGGCGUCGACUUAUCGACAACAGGGCCGCUGGGAAGAAGCCGAGCAUCUUGAGAAUUGUGUGGUGAAAACAAGCGAGGCGGUUCUGGGGCGAGACCAUCCGCAGACCCUCAUGGCAGUCGGUAAUCUAGCCUCGACCUAUUGUAGGCAAGGGCGGUUACGUGAUGCCGCCGGUCUCUGGACCAGGGUGGUAGCCCUGAUGAAGACGGUUCUCGGGGACCAUCAUCCAGACACACUCACGGCGAUGGCCGACCUGGCGGUGACAUAUCAGCGCCAGGGACAGCUGAGCGACGCCGAAACCUUAAUGAUCCAGACGCUGAACGGUAUGAAGGCGACCCUCGGACAAGAACACCCGCAUACACUUACUGCCAUGGCCAACUUGGGAAUGAUAUACCAGUCUCAGGGAAGAUGGGAGGAGGCUGGAGACCUGGCUGAACAGGUGUAUGCGGGCCGGAGGAAAAUACUGGGGGAAGAGCAUUCGGAUACUGCUCUUGCUCUGGAAGAUUUGAUGAGGAUCGCGCGAGUGGAAGCAGCAGACAGGACCAUGCAGGCGUCAGAGCACCCCAGCAAUUUGAUUCUGAUCCAUCAAUGA
Messenger RNA from Aspergillus tanneri, 1398 nucleotides. RefSeq lists its product as uncharacterized. The record is from RefSeq and is a predicted model, not a curated record. The transcript has a single exon. NCBI's taxonomy places the organism in Eukaryota, Fungi, Ascomycota, Eurotiomycetes, Eurotiales, Aspergillaceae. Gene Ontology annotation, cellular component: kinesin complex. Bases 1 to 1398 code for a protein of 465 amino acids. Gene Ontology annotation, molecular function: protein binding.